GAUCGUGGCCUUCUGCCACGGCCUCGCUUAACGCCUCACAGCUCAACCACCACCUACUUAGAACGGAUCAGACCAGAUGCGGUGGUGGCUGUACCGCCUCGCGGCUGCAGCGGCCUUCCUUGCCGCCGCGCUGGCUCUGAGGUCGCCGGCGCCGCUGCGGUUCGCGUCGGGCGGCCGGUUCAAGGUGGCGCUGUUCGCGGACCUGCAUUACGGCGAGAACGCCUGGACGGACUGGGGCCCCGCGCAGGACGCCGCCUCGGACCAUGUCAUGGCCACCGUGCUCGACGCCGACAAGCCAGACUUCGUGGUGUACCUCGGCGACCUCGUGACAGCCAACAACGUGCCGAUCCCCAACGCGACCCUCUACUGGGACAGGGCCAUUUCUCAUUCCCGACGCAGGGGCGUCCCGUGGUCCACCGUGUUCGGCAACCACGACGACAUGCCCUUCGAGUGGCCGCCGGAGUGGUUCUCCCCCGCCGGCAUCCCGCCCGUGCACUGCCUAUCAGCGGCGGCCAUGCAAACCUCAGGGUGCAGCUUCAGAGGGACGCCGCGCAUCGAGCUGAUGAAAACCGAGCUCAACCGCGACGGUGCAGACGGGUUAUCGCGCUCGUCGGUCGGGCCCCAGGAGCUCUGGCCCGGCGUCUCCAACUACGUUCUGCAGGUGCUCUCGCACGAGAAGCAACAAGACCCUGCUCUGCUCAUGUAUUUCCUCGACUCGGGCGGUGGAUCCUACCCGGAAGUCAUAUCCUCUGCACAGGUCCGGUGGUUCGGUAACCAGUCUCAGUCCCUCAAUCCAGAUGGCAGGAUUCCUGAGCUGAUUUUUUGGCACAUACCAAGUACAGCAUACGUCAAGGUGGCACCAAAGUCUAAGACUGAGAUCUGCAAGCCCUGCGUUGGUUCUCUCAACGAGGAGGAUGUGGCGCCACAAGAAGCCGAAUGGGGCAUGAUGGACGCUCUUGCCAAGAGGUCUUCAGUUAAAGCGAUCUUCGUGGGGCACAACCACGGGCUCGACUGGUGCUGCCCGUACGAGAAACUCUGGCUGUGUUUCGCGCGCCACACGGGUCACGGAGGAUAUGGUGACUGGCCAAGAGGGGCAAGGAUCGUUGAGAUAGCCGAGAAGCCGUUCUCUGUCCACUCCUGGAUACGGAUGGAGAACGGGAGCACGCACAGCCAUAUUACAUUGUCUUGAGUUUGAUUCGGGUAGGAUUCAGACUCGUCUGCACAAUGCAAACAAUUUGUAACUUUGUAUUCGAUGAUA
Molecule: messenger RNA, 1258 nt
Organism: Aegilops tauschii subsp. strangulata
Lineage: Eukaryota; Viridiplantae; Streptophyta; Magnoliopsida; Poales; Poaceae
Product: probable inactive purple acid phosphatase 16
Cellular component (GO): cytoplasm
Molecular function (GO): hydrolase activity, acting on ester bonds
Source: RefSeq, a predicted model, not a curated record